Messenger RNA from Hemiscyllium ocellatum (epaulette shark), 786 nucleotides. Its product is annotated as histone H2A.V. Gene Ontology annotation, cellular component: nucleosome. Gene Ontology annotation, molecular function: protein heterodimerization activity; DNA binding; structural constituent of chromatin. The record is from RefSeq and is a predicted model, not a curated record. Lineage: Eukaryota; Metazoa; Chordata; Chondrichthyes; Orectolobiformes; Hemiscylliidae. Bases 117 to 503 code for a protein of 128 amino acids. The transcript has 5 exons.
GGCCGGCGGGCGGCGGGGGUGGCCCGGAUGUGGGCGCGCGCGCGCCUGUCGGUUAUUGUUUGAGUGAGAGGGAGAGGGCGGUCAGUCAGAGAGAGAGAGAGAGAGAACAGCGGAACAUGGCUGGCGGGAAAGCUGGGAAGGACUCGGGAAAGGCCAAGGCGAAAGCAGUUUCCCGUUCUCAGAGAGCAGGAUUACAGUUUCCUGUAGGUCGUAUUCAUAGGCAUUUGAAGACUCGUACCACUAGCCAUGGACGGGUGGGUGCUACAGCUGCAGUGUACAGUGCAGCUAUCCUUGAGUAUCUCACUGCUGAGGUGUUGGAGUUGGCAGGCAAUGCGUCAAAGGACCUGAAAGUAAAGCGCAUCACGCCACGUCACUUACAGUUGGCCAUCCGAGGUGAUGAGGAGCUGGAUUCGCUGAUCAAGGCAACCAUUGCUGGUGGGGGUGUGAUUCCUCACAUCCACAAGUCUCUGAUUGGGAAGAAGGGACAGCAAAAGACAGCAUAAAAGUCCAGUUUUGAAUCUACCCUCUUCCUCCCUACUGUCGUACUGUAAUUUGGACAGGAGAAACCUGGGGAUACUUGGCAUAUUUUUUUUAAAAAUAGUUAAAAUAAAAAUGGGAAGAGUUUUAGGAGAUGACUUUAGUGUUCGAUAUAAUCCGAAAGACCUGUUUGUAUGUCCUAUGGUUUAGAUAUAAAGCUGUAUGAAAAUAUAACUAGAACAUACAGCAAUUUGUCAACAAUUAGAUUACGCAAGUGUGUUUUAUACAAUAAAACCGUUCAUAAAACCA